GAGAGAGAGAGAGAGAGAGAGCUUGCAAGUUGCAAUCCCCCAAACGAUGCAGAAGAGGAGAGAGCUUGCUUUCUCUUAUCUCCUCAUACUCUCACUCCAACCUCUCAUUCUCUUAUCUGCUGCUACGAGUCUUCUUCCUGAUGCGGCUCUACUCUCGCCCGAUGCACUCGCUCUCCUCUCCUUUGAAGCCUCAGCUGACAUCAGCAACAUCCUCCCUUUCUCUUCCAAGAAGCAUUCUAACCAUUGCCAAUGGCUAGGGGUAACAUGCGCCGGAGUGAAAGUAGUCCGCUUCGUCCUCGAGGGGUUGCCCCUCAAAGGCUCCUUCGCCGAGAACACUUUGACUCGCCUCGACCAACUCCGAGUCCUGAGCCUGCAGAACAACUCGCUCUCCGGCCCGAUUCCCAACCUCUCCGGACUCAUCAACCUCAAAACUCUCUUCCUCGACCACAACGCCUUCUCCGGCAGCUUCCCAUCGUCGAUCCUCACACUCCACCGCAUCCGAAUCCUUGAUCUCUCCAACAACAACCUCUCCGGCCCGAUCCUGCCCGGUAUAGUCACGCUCGGCCGCCUCUACUACCUCCGACUCGAGUCGAACCGGUUCAACGGCACGAUCCCCCCGCUCAACCAAUCAUCUCUCCGGAUUUUCAACUUCUCCAGCAACGAGCUCUCCGGCGCGAUCCCAGAGACUCCGAUCCUAUCAUCUUUCGACGACACGUCAGCGUUUUCCGGGAACCCUGGCCUCUGUGGCGAGAUGAUUCACAAGCAAUGCCAGUCGCAUUCUCCGUUCUUCAGCUCUUCAAUCGCACCAAACCCACCGUCGAUGGCAGAAGAGCAAAGUGGGCAAUUGCAAGGACUUCUCUUGCCGGCUCCGUCUUCAAAGAACCACAAAAAAACUGCCGCUGCGAUUAUAGGCAUCUGCGUCGGAAUUCUACUUGUAAUCGGAUUCCUAGUGAUAACCUCGGUUGGCAUAAAGAGGCUGCUGCAGAAACGAAGGAUUGCAGCGCCGAUGAUGGCUUCUUCGGUCAUGGACGACGCAGAAUCAGCGGCGUCAGUGGCUGUGGUCUCCGAUCGGAAGAAGAUAGAGGGGUUGGAGAUGGGGAAGAGCGGGAACUUGAUAUUUUGCGCAGGGGAGGCGCAGGUUUACACGGUAGACCAGCUGAUGAGAGGAUCGGCUGAGAUGCUGGGGAGAGGGACGGUGGGGACCACUUACAAGGCGAUCCUGGAGAAUCAGCUGAUCGUAAGUGUGAAGAGAUUAGAUGCGAGGAAGAUGGGAGGGAUGAGCAAGGAAGGGUUCGAGAGGCAUAUGGAAGGAGUCGGGAAUCUGCGGCAUCCGAAUCUGGUGCCACUGCGGGCCUUCUUCCAGGCAAUGGAAGAGAGAUUGCUGGUGUAUGAUUACCAGCCUAAUGGCAGCCUCUUCACUCUAAUUCACGGUUCAAGAUCAGCACGGGCGAAACCUCUUCACUGGACUUCCUGCCUGAAGAUUGCUGAGGAUGUGGCCCAGGGCCUUGAAUACAUCCACCGAGCAUCCGGACUGGUCCAUGGCAACCUCAAAUCAUCGAACGUUCUCCUCGGCCCUGAUUUCGAAGCCUGUCUCACUGACUAUUGCCUCAUGGCUAUGGUUGAAGCCACACCAGAGGAUACCGACUAUGGUUACAGGGCCCCUGAAACCCGAAAAUCUAUUCAGCGGGCAACUGCAAAAUCAGAUGUGUAUGGUUUCGGCAUGCUCUUGUUAGAGCUCACGACUGGCAGAGCUCCAUUGGAACAGCCCGUCCUAAUGUCCACAGAUUUGGUUUCUUGGGUCCGUUCUGUUAGGGUGGAGGAAGAUAGUGAGUACAAUCACCUCACCUUGCUCCUUGACAUUGCGAUCGCUUGCAUCCGUCGGUUGCCAGAUCAAAGGCCCACCACAUGGCAGGUUUUGAAGAUGAUUCGAGAAGUGAAAGAAACAGAACUGGGAGACUGAAAUUUUACUAGGAGAUGACCGGUCUAAAUUCGACUAUGUUUUGUAAUGUAUAUUCCUUUGGAUGUUUGCUAAGCUCCACAUGCACGGAAUACAUGCCAAUGUGACAAACGUAUUAGAUCUUAACUUUUCA
Magnolia sinica is the source of this 2090-nucleotide messenger RNA. RefSeq names its product probable inactive receptor kinase At5g67200. Lineage: Eukaryota; Viridiplantae; Streptophyta; Magnoliopsida; Magnoliales; Magnoliaceae. Gene Ontology annotation, biological process: protein phosphorylation. The coding region runs from base 47 to 1960 and encodes 637 amino acids. The transcript is spliced from 2 exons. Gene Ontology annotation, molecular function: protein kinase activity; ATP binding; protein binding. The record is from RefSeq and is a predicted model, not a curated record.